AUGGAAUUGCUGGUUGGCUGCCAUUUACCUACCUGGACCAUCAUGCCGGACAGCCAGCAGUUCCAACCAAGCCACUCCUUGCAGGUGCGCAUGUGGCGCGUGCGUUUGCUGCGCCGCGAGGACACGGCGGACGCCGAGGCGGACCCCACGGAGGAGGAGGAGGAGGAGGAAGAGGAGGAGGAGGAGGAGGAGGAGAAGGUGCGCAAGGGUGAGGCAGUGGCCGUGUUGGCUACCUGCAUGGACGCCCUAACGACAGAGCGCUAUGCAGGCAAACGGCCGGCGAGGCUGCCUGAGGAACCGCCCUAUGAUGCCAUCCGACUGGAGGAGCUUCCUUUGAGCUUCUUGACCUGCGAUUGUGCGGCCGAAGGGAAUUCCUUCUGCAUCAUCUUCCGUCCGCAACUGUCGCGAAUUUCUGAAGGAGAUCAACUGGAGGUUGAGUUGCUUGGCCUCCGUGGAAGCAGUCAAAGGCACCACUUCUUCCACGAGUUUCGAAGUUGCGGCGAGUUGGCCUGGCAGGAUCAUGAGUUCUUUGAAGAAGUUCAGAACUUUUGCAAGAUGUUCAGUGACAUUGACGUCUUCAAGGGCACGUUGCCAGCACUGCCCAAGACGCUUUCCAGAAGUUUUUCGCUGGCCGACAAUUCAUUGCCCGAUUUGCGGCCCAUUUCGCAUCUCUCCAAGGACUUCAAAACGGAUGACAUGGAACUGUCCAUGUAUUUCUACUGUGCCGGAGCGGCGGCCUUUGAAGCUGACUUGUACUUGCAGAGAUCCGACGGCAAGAUCAAGGUGGAUCGAUCGACCUUGGUCUUCAACUUGGAUGAUCACUUCCUAGUGCGCGUCAAGCUUCCAUGCUCCGUCUCCAAGUACGAACUCGCCUUCCGACUUUCCACGACGCAACGUCCUCGAAAGCUGGUGGAGCAUCCCCUCAAGCUGGAGGGCCCAGCUGCAAAAAGGUACAGCAUCCGUUCAUUGGAGUCGAGGUCCUUUCCCUUGACCACGGUGGAAGAUCCCCCAUCGCAGAAGUAUCAGCGCUACGGCUUCUGCCCUGUGCCGCCUACAGCGCAGCUACUGGGAAUGACCAUCCUGGCACCCAUGGAGUAUGGUCUUCUACCCGGAAGCCUGUAUUUUCUGGUGCACAUCCAACCUGCCUGCCUUCCUGUGGAGGUGCCCCCUGAACCUGUGGGGGAAAUGCGCCCCACCCAGCUCUUCGAACGUCUCCGAUGUGAUCAUGAAGAGGCAGAAGAGCGAGCUCUGGAGAUGCAGGUCAUCAAGCAGAAAGAUCCGCUCUUUUCCGCCGAGAGGGGCGAUGCCUCCACGCGAAUGGAUGAGAUGCUGCGGAGGAGAAGCUUUCAGAACACUCAGCGCAUGAUGUUGCACCGACCCUCCGUCGCGGCGAUGGACCCCACUGUCAACGUGAUGAGAAGGUUACAUCACGGCCUGGAACUCCAUCUGGCUGAGAGGACACAGGACCUACCGCAGAUGAUGCAUUUGGACUUGGUCGUCAGGGAGAGCCGCUCCAACCAGCAACGUUUCGCAGCAUGGCCCAGGAGGGAUGAUGGAGGGGAUGCCCUUCGUUUGCAACGCAAACUCGAUCAUCCCGAGUUCUAUGAAGGUGCCCAUGGGCGGAGGAUUUCCUUGAACCGAGGUGUGUUGCAUUUGGCAGAUCAUGAUCCUGGUGCCAAAAUCGAGUUGUACUACAGGAUCACUGAGGAGACGGCAGGGCAGGCGUUUCAAUGGUUUCAAUGGAUCGGUGAAUCCACAGGGCCUGGCGCCUCCUGA
This is a messenger RNA of Cladocopium goreaui, 1776 nucleotides long. The record is from the annotation of a GenBank genome assembly. NCBI's taxonomy places the organism in Eukaryota, Dinophyceae, Suessiales, Symbiodiniaceae.